Folsomia candida is the source of this 3917-nucleotide messenger RNA. Its product is annotated as protein strawberry notch. Gene Ontology annotation, biological process: regulation of DNA-templated transcription. The transcript has 6 exons. NCBI's taxonomy places the organism in Eukaryota, Metazoa, Arthropoda, Collembola, Entomobryomorpha, Isotomidae. The record is from RefSeq and is a predicted model, not a curated record. The coding region runs from base 342 to 3917 and encodes 1191 amino acids.
UAAACAAGAUCGUCAUGUCGGGUCAUAGACUGUUUGUGUUUAGUGUGCACAUGUUUGCACUAAACAAGAUUACACAAUGGUACAAUGAUCCUGGUCGUUCUCUUGCUGCAUUGAUUUGAUCAAUGAGGAAUACCACGUAUCGGUACAGGAUAAUUUAUCAGGCGCUCCAUUACGGAACGCUUCAAAGAUUAGAACCAGAACCAGCUCAGGAAAGGGUUUCAAGCGCCCCGUUGCGCCCAUCUACGCCCCAGAGUUAAGGUACUAAGGGAGCGAGGACGAGGAUCAAGUACAUGAAAAUUUACCACAUGCUCAAUCAGCCAGACUUUAAUCUUUGAAUCAGCAUGGCCAUUCGCCAAAUUGACGUGCCGCGGUUUAAAAAGUAUAUUUGUAAGGGAGUUCCCAAGGAAUGGGAUACACCACAUGCGGGGGGAUUAACGGAAUCAACCUCUCUAUCAUAUAUUAAGGGCCCGGAGAUGACCUAUUCUCCAAGAAUUUUGUCGACGACGGGAGAUCUUACGAAGCAGCUGGAAACUCUUGGCGGCAAUGCUCCAUUAUCUGGUCCACAGGUCGAGUUCCUUAUACGGUGCUGUCAGCGGAUGAGCGAACCAAUGGUGAAUGGUUUUCAGCCGGGAUUUUUAUUGGGUGAUGGAACAGGGGUUGGAAAAACUCGCGAGAUUGCUGCAUUGUUCUGGGAGCUUUACGUUGGCAUGAAAGUCAAAAAGGCUGUUUGGCUCUCAACUUCGUCCGAGUUAUCCUACGGGGCAAUCCAGGAAUUGGACUUUAUAGCCAAGCUUAUCGGGACUCGCACCACGCUUUAUGUACGUGUAAAAGGAAAAAUCCUAGAGUUCCAGAUUGGCAAUUCAGAUGAUAAUCAUGACGAAAAUGAUGAUGAUACGGAAGAAGAAGAGGAGGAACAGGAGGAGGAGGAGGACAGUCAGGAUGGGGUCGAGUUUAAUGAUGCUGACGGGGGUAUACUAUUUGCAACCUAUUCCUCAAUGGCCAACCCCGACAUUGAUGACUUUCUGGUAGACAAUGAUUUUGAUGGACUUAUCAUACUCGACGAAUGUCAUUUGGCCAAAGGAUACGACACUGGGAGGACAACCAUGGUUAAUGGUCGUCGAAGGAAAGGGUCCGUAACGGGCAGAAACGUUGCCAACAUGCAAAUUCGCUACCCACGGGCAAAAAUUUUGUACGCAUCCGCAACCGUUGGGACAGAGCCUUGUCAUUUGAAGUACAUGUCGAGGUUGUCGCUGUGGGGAGAGGGAUGUCUCUUCAACUCAAUGUCCGAGUUUAAUAAAAUAGUUGUCAAGUCGUGUGGAGUAUCCGUCACUGAGUUUCUCAUGAUUUAUCUCAAGUCGCGGGGCCGGUUCAUUGCAAGACAUUUACCACCGGUGCUGGACUGGAAGGUGAUUAUUCGAGACAUUACAGACCAGGACAAACUACUGUACAACGACUGUGUCGAGAUGUGGCAAGCCAUCCUUGCCGUCAUGAAGGACAACAGGCAACCAAACAUGGAUUCAGCAUCAAAAAAACUCGCUCGCAAAAAUGAUGGAAGCUACUGGGGAACUCAUCAGAGUUUCUUUUCUGCCUUGCUACUAAGCUUCAGUUUACCCUCAUUGGAAGAAAUAACUAAAGCCUACCCGCAAGAGGAUUGGGCCUAUAUCAUUACUCUUGCCUUUACGGGUCAAAAGGCCCUCUUGAGAGACUAUGCAUGUGUGGACUCGAAGCUACCUCCCUCUAUGACGCGGACAAGAUUAAAUGGUGCACUUGGUCUCGUUGGGUUGCGUUUCCUACCAAGUCUCAAGGAUGCACCAUUCAGCCAAGAUGAUGAUUCAUCAUCCUCCAUUAUCGCCUCACCCAUCACCACCACCACCAGCACUACAGCAGCAGAUACAGGAGGAGAGUUGCAAUGCGCUCAAGACUUAUUACACCAUCAUGAAACUACUACUAGUACGGGCCCUCAAACCAAGAUUCCUCGCUUGGAUUUCCCAGACUGCCGAAGCAGCAGCAGCAGCAGCAGCAGUAGACAGUCGUCAUCGCCUGAAGAAGAAGAUGAAGAAGGAUCAUUCGUACACGAGUCUGACCAAGGGCAGGUGGAUGAUCAUUGUCUUGAGGCAAGAAGAAAUGACCACGACUGGGAGCAUGUUCUAACUAUGUGUGGGGCUGACGUGCAAAUUAAAAAGGGGUUCACAGUUAGUGAGGACCAAAUCAGAUCCCUAAUCUCCAUGUAUCAAGCUCUGGAGGCUCGUUUGCCCACUACACCAAUUGAUUACCUAUUUGAAAUGUUUGGAGGAGAGGAAAAUGUAGCCGAAAUAACGGGUCGAACGAAUCGAGUUGUAGAUGGGGAAAUUGUUAGUAGGAAAAUCGAUUGUAUCAAACAACAAAAGAGAUUCCAGAAUCAAGAGUGUAAUGUGAUCAUCCUGUCUGACAAGGGCUCAACUGGCAUCAACCUCCACGCCCAGGUGACUGAAGCAAAUCUCACCCCAAAGAAAAGGCUUCACAUUUGUGCAGAGCUCCCAUGGUCGGCAGAGAGAACUACUCAGGGAUUCGGGCGGACCCAUCGAAGCGGAGAGAAAUAUCCUCCAAGUUACAAGAUCCUAACCACGAAUGUUCCCGGACAGUUGCGCUUUGUCGUGAGCAACGUGGAGCGUCUGGCCAAACAAGCUGCGAUAUCAAGUGGAGAUCGGGUUGGGGUUGACUUGGACACUUGUCUCUCCAUCGAUGCAAAAGUAUCAAAUCUGGCGUGCCGUAAGGUGAUAAGUGAGUUUGUGGCACGGAUAGAGCGCCACGACAUGGUUGAAUAUGCACAGGAUGCUUACGCAACAGGACUUGUGACCAAGGGGGACGACGAGAAUGAUGGUGGUGGUUUGGGGAAACCAACGGUCGGGAGAAACUCAAAAACCUUGGCAAAAGUAUACAACCGUGUGCUUGGAAUGAAGAUUGACACUCAAAAGUACUUUCACGCCUUAUUCACCUGCGCCGCCCAGACCGAGUUGGAUCAUGCAAAAGAGAUUGGUCAAUUUGACCAUGGUUUGAAACUUGUUAGCUUCUUGUGUAAACUAAAAAGCAACCCCAAGUAUGAUGUAAUCUACCCGCUAAGAAGUGGUCAAGUCAGCCUCUGGACCAUACUUGUAGAUAGGGGACUCCCAUGGAAUAAGUUACAACUCGUUGUUAAUGACUCUCCUAGUGCUAGUGUCGACUACUACAUCAAGGGAGAAAAUCAAAUUAUUUGUGCAAUAAAACACAGGAAAAACUCGACAAAGCUUCGAUUGUAUACUCCUUAUAAUGUUGAGCAUCGUCUAGUUGAUGCUGACCAUAUUCAACGAUUCAAUUGGAAAAAGCUGGACUGUCCCGUUGAGGCGAAAACAUGGUGGAAUAGGAUCUUGUCAAUGACUGCAAAGCUAAACACUUGCCACCACAAAAUGCUUGACAUCGAGUCCCCCCUUUGUUCGUCCAAAUGUGAGGAUGGAGUUCGAUGCGCUAUUCGACAUGUCAUUGUGGGAGAUGUCAUUUCCGCAUGGCACGAGCUCACCACUGUCCUUAGUGCGUGUCCUCAAUCCAUCUUUAUGACCGUCUUUAGGAAACGGGAUGACGGAAAAUCUGAUCCCAUAAACCAAGUGGGAGUAUUGAUUCCAACCAACGCGGUUGACGCAUUGCAAGAGGCUCUGGCAAACAGGGUCCGGCAUGACGAGGAGCAACCCUACCUCUCUCAAGACCCAAAUGAUGAUGAUGAGGAUGAAGAUGGCGACGACGAGGCGGAGGAUGAUGAAGCUGUCAACUUUAACCCGCAAACGUCAGAAUCCGAUUACUCGACCAGUGAAUCCGCUAGUGGGGAUGAUGAUGAUGACGGGUCAGAUUGCGACGAAACAAUUGACGAUGAAACAAUGUCCAUUAAUUCAGAUGAGGAUACAGACUAG